UGAGGGCCGUGCGCGCCUGCGCGGCUUUCACGCCGUUCCGGGUCUUGCUUUUAGUUCCGAAAGCAGUUUGAGAGAAACUGAGGCUCCGAGAAGGCGCGACCGCUUCCUAAACCGAUAGGAAACCUAUUUACCUUCCUUGGACCCACUGUGAAAGGCCUGGCCUGGGGUCGUUAGCAGUGUCUCCGAAACUCCAGGCUUUGCCAGCAAGGGGUUGGUUGGUCAAGGCGACAUUUAGGCCUGGAGAGACCGGCCAGUGACGGAUCUUGUGCCCCGCUGCAGGUGAGGACGCGGAGAUUUUCAGGCGUGAACAGGGUCGCGCUCUGGCUGCCUGGAUUCGAACCUGGACUGAGCCCAGCUCGGAGUCCUGCGAGGCCUCGUGGAACCGAGAUGACCCACUCUUUGGUUUGUCCAGAGACAGUGAGCAGGGUGAGUUCGGUGCUGAAUCGGAACACCAGGCAGUUUGGCAAGAAGCAUCUGUUCGACCAGGACGAGGAAACGUGUUGGAACUCGGACCAGGGUCCUUCCCAGUGGGUAACACUGGAGUUUCCCCAGUGCAUCUGUGUCUCCCAGCUGCAGAUCCAGUUCCAGGGGGGCUUCUCCAGUCGCCAGGGCCGCCUGGAAGGUUCUCUGGGGAGUGAGGCUCUUAGCAAGAUUGUGGAUUUUUACCCUGAGGACAACAACUCACUUCAGACCUUCCCAGUGCCACCUGCUGAGGUGGACCGGCUGAAGGUGACGUUUGAGGACACCACUGAUUUCUUUGGCCGAGUGGUCAUCUAUCACCUACGUGUGCUAGGGAAGAAGGUGUGAGGCUGCUGGGUGGCUGCCUCCUCCCGGAAGCCGUCCAGGAAGCACAGCAAAGCCCUUCAAGUUCUCCACAGAAGGUUUAUUGGUUCCUCUAGGAAAGGGCCCCCUCCCACCGUCUGUCCAGGAGCUGCCUUUGAAGCCGGUUCUGGGUUCCCCCAGCUCUGGGUCAACCGUUUUGUUCCCUGAGUGUCUUGAGUCCCUGGUGGGCAGUGUCUACUCGGGGUCGGCAGGCACCAGGUUGCUCUGGAAGAGUUUAAGGAUGUGGUUCUCGAUCACCUGUUGCACUGGAAGCAGAACAGGGAAGAGGUAGGCCAUGAACUGAACGGUGGCUGCAAAGGCCCAGGCCAACCUGUACCUUCCCCUCAGGGUAUGAGCAGGGCCCUCAGCCCUGGCGCCUGGAUGGAGGACCCAUUUCCUCCUCAAGGAGAUCAGAUCCUUGCCAGAGAAUAGCUAGGAAGACAGAGGCCUCAGGAACCUCAAUUUCCCUGAAGUUUGUAAAAAAUGCAUUUUUGGAGGCUUUUCAGUUAUAAAAAUAUUCCUUACCCAACAAAAUUGACAAACUGGAACUUUUAAAGUUGAGA
Molecule: messenger RNA, 1385 nt
Organism: Capra hircus (goat)
Lineage: Eukaryota; Metazoa; Chordata; Mammalia; Artiodactyla; Bovidae
Gene: NR2C2AP
Product: nuclear receptor 2C2 associated protein
Exons: 5
Coding region: 388-807 (139 amino acids)
Source: RefSeq, a predicted model, not a curated record